AUGACCAAGAAGACGGUGGUCAAUCUGAGUGAUGUGCCAUUGGAAGAAGCGGCUUUCUCGGCCCUGAGCAAGGGCCUCAACUUUGCUGUGGCUCCGGUGUCUGUUCCCGUCAAGGAUAUCCUGUGCAGGGUGGAGAAGGUGAUAGUGACCCUGCCUGUAGAGACCGCGGAAGAGAUCCGACAGGAGACGGUCAGGAUUCUGAAGAACUCCUGCAAACCAAAGGACAAUCUGACUGGUGCCGAGAGAAGAGCCCUUCGGUCCUUAAAAGCCAAUGAAACGCUCACCGUCCUUCCGGCUGACAAGGGUAAUGCGGCCGUGGUACUGUAUACGUCUGACUACAACCGAAAGAUCGCCGCUAUUUUGGAGGAUAAGGCCUAUAGAAAGUUGAAGAAGGAUCCUAUCGAUACCAUAGAGAGCAAGACUGUUCUUCUCCUGAAAAAGUCCCCGAUUGCUGAGGAGGUCUGCCAACAGCUAUGA
Molecule: messenger RNA, 477 nt
Organism: Cryptotermes secundus
Lineage: Eukaryota; Metazoa; Arthropoda; Insecta; Blattodea; Kalotermitidae
Exons: 2
Coding region: 1-477 (158 amino acids)
Source: RefSeq, a predicted model, not a curated record